This is a messenger RNA of Candidozyma haemuli, 528 nucleotides long. Its product is annotated as RNA-binding protein. The record is from RefSeq and is a predicted model, not a curated record. The coding region runs from base 1 to 528 and encodes 175 amino acids. Gene Ontology annotation, molecular function: ribonuclease P RNA binding. Lineage: Eukaryota; Fungi; Ascomycota; Pichiomycetes; Serinales; Metschnikowiaceae. The transcript has a single exon. Gene Ontology annotation, biological process: tRNA 5'-leader removal. Gene Ontology annotation, cellular component: ribonuclease P complex.
AUGGUUCGUCUUAAACACCGGUACAUUCUUUUUGAUAUUCUAUAUCCACCGGUUUCUGAGCCUCGAACAGGUACCCAAAGAGCAAAAUUCUCAACGUUCUGCGACAAUCCCAAAGAUACGCUUCUUGCACUUCAUGCCCCAUCGCCAGCGUCUAUCAACCCCAAAACCAUUGUUAACAUUUUGAAAAACGCUGUACAUGAACAUUUUGGUGAAAUAAGUGCUGGUGGAGUCGGCCAGCUGAUAAUUGUCAAGUAUUUCAGCAAUAAAACGUCUACAGGUAUAAUACGAUGCAGCCGACAGGACUUUCAACAAGUGAUGGCAGCCAUUGCGCUUGUGACAAAGCUCGAUAACUACGAUGCUGUAAUGAGAUGUGUCCAUGUCAGUGGUACGAUCAAGAAAUGUGAACAAUAUUCCAUCAGGAGGAACAAGCAGUUGAUCAUUGAUCUUGGACGCGACAAGGAGAUGGAAUCUGGGCUCAACGAGUUUGUUGCAAUGUUCAAGAAAGAUGAGGGUGAAGACGAUGAUUAA